GUGUCCCGUCCCCACAACGCAGCCACGCAUCUUGAGUGAACGGAUCUUCGUACAGCCCAUACCAUGAGCACCUACGAAGAUCUCGAGGGCGGUCAAGAGUACAAGCAGUUCGUUUUGGUCUCCGAAAACGAGAUACUGCUCCCUGUCACUCAGCAGGACCGCAUUCCGGACCAGAGGUCGAGAUAUUCGUUCACAUGGAGUUGUUCAGCAUCCAACUCGCCCUCUCCUUGGAAGCUCGCUCUCGCGUUCUUCGGCGGUGUAUUCUCUUGUGUACUGCUGCAGCUUCUAGUCGGCUCUCGCCACUCCUUCAUUCCCAAUAACGAAGUCAUUUCCUCCGACGGUGCCUAUGCUCUUGCUCCUCCAUAUGUCGGGUCUACCGAAGUUCAUCCCUUCCCUCCCGCUUCGCCGACCAACAUAUUUCCAACUCUGUUCCCGACGAACGUUGGGCACGCUGGACCUACACCGACUGGCGCUGAACCAGCUCUCAUUGCUACUGCUCCUGCGUAUCCAAUCCACAGCGGUGCUGCUCAUCUUGUUUCUCCUACCUUCGCAAAGCCCAAAGCCAGCAAAGAUUUUGAUCUGUUCAAACAGUGGGGCAAUCUUUCGCCGUGGUUCAGCGUAGACAAACACGCAUUUGGAGUCGACUCUGGUCCUGAGGCACCCGAGACGUGUCGGGUCACCGGUCUACACUUGUUACAUCGGCACGGUGCCCGUUAUCCCACAGGCUGGGCGUCCUUCGGUGGUCCCGCGAGCUUUGCUACUAAGUUGCAUGAGAGUGCUGACAAGUGGAAUGCCAGUGAUAGCUUGUCAUUUCUGAAUGACUGGACAUAUAAGCUAGGAGAAGAGAUCCUGACGCCUUUCGGUCGCCAACAACUCUUCGAUCUCGGGGUCUCCAUGCGGAUGAAGUAUGGGUUCUUACUCAAGAAUUUCACCGAGUCCAACACGGUGCCAGUAUUCCGUACUGAAUCACAAGACCGCAUGCUGGCAUCGGCACUCAACUUCGCGAUUGGCUUCUUUGGAUACCCCUUUGAGGAACAGUACCAACAAAGCGUCACUAUCGAGGACCCAGGCUAUAACAAUACUCUCGCGCCAUACAAGACGUGUCCUAACGCUGGAAUCCCAUCUAAGGCGGAUCGAGGUCUCUAUUAUGUGCAACAAUGGACUUCUGUCUAUCUUCAGGAUGCUUUAGCCCGCCUCUCCCCGCAACUUACAGGCUUUAACCUGACCAUUGAAGAUGUGUACACCUUUCAGCAACUGUGCGCCUACGAGACUGUGGCUAUUGGUUAUUCUAAGUUCUGCGAAUUGUUUACGGAAGAGGAGUGGGAAGGCUUCGACUACGCGAUGGACCUGUACUUCUGGUACGACUCUGCAUUUGGUGCCCCGCUGGCGAAGGUGUUGGGUAUUGGCUACGUGCAGGAACUAGUAGCUAGAUUGACUCAUAUGCCCAUCGAGAUGCACAAUACCUCCACAAACAGCACUCUGGACGAUAGUCCUGUCACCUUUCCUUUGGGCCAGAGUUUGUAUGUUGACGCCACACACGAAGUAGUCGUGCUUCAUGUCAUUACUGCAUUGAACUUGACUACACUGGCUUCAUCUGGCCCUCUGCCUGCCGACCACAUACCCUCACACCGCUCCUUUAAGGCAUCCUACCUUGCGCCAUUCGCGACGAAUAUACAAUUUCAGCUCUUAUCGUGUUCGUCGGUUCCCGACCCCCAGAUACGCAUCAUCAUCAACGACGGAGUGGCCCCGUUGACGGGCAUCAAAGGCUGCCCGGAUCAGAAGGACGGAAUGUGUCCUCUUGCCACAUUUGUAGAAGCGCAGAAUGAAAUCAUACAAGACGCAGACUGGGAGUACGGGUGUCAUGGGGACUGGGAAGUCCCUGCUGGCCCCGCGUGGAACACUACGACCGGGUUGCCGCCCCCACGGCGGUAAUACACAUUCUGUAGUGCAUGACCAGCAUAUCUUCCUGAUAUCUACGCCGCUGCAGCAGUACCGGUUUGCGUUCAUAGACUGGGCUUUUUUGUAGAUUACGUUUCGUAACGUAUUGGAUCUAUACCACGAGGAAUGUGUUUGUGAGACUGA
Laetiporus sulphureus 93-53 is the source of this 2082-nucleotide messenger RNA. Its product is annotated as phosphoglycerate mutase-like protein. The record is from RefSeq and is a predicted model, not a curated record. NCBI's taxonomy places the organism in Eukaryota, Fungi, Basidiomycota, Agaricomycetes, Polyporales, Laetiporaceae. Bases 64 to 1932 code for a protein of 622 amino acids. The transcript has 13 exons. Gene Ontology annotation, molecular function: acid phosphatase activity.